Messenger RNA from Suillus clintonianus, 429 nucleotides. RefSeq lists its product as uncharacterized. The record is from RefSeq and is a predicted model, not a curated record. The annotation marks the transcript as partial. Lineage: Eukaryota; Fungi; Basidiomycota; Agaricomycetes; Boletales; Suillaceae. The transcript has a single exon.
UACCACUCCGAUGGUCGUCGCCGGAGCAGACCCAAGGCUUCGACCUUGCACGGAUGGCUAGUCAAAUGGCGCGCCACAUUUAGUGGAAAUGAGCGCCUUCGACGAGAAGGCAUGCGCGAAAUGCGCGAAGCUAAAGCCAUGCGGGAGUACCUUCGACAGCAGAAAGUCGCUAAGAGAGCCAAGAAUGGUCAGGCGAAGUCGGGACUACUUUCGAUGUUCGGCUUUGGGAAAGCAAAGAAAACGCGGACUCUGAGUCAGAGAUCCGGCACGCUGGCUCGAGGCUCACCGAGUUCUCGUAACAACAGUAGCAGCCGACAAGCGGUCCUUAUGAGACCUCCAGUCAGCAGACGACCUACAAGACAAAGUUCACGACAACCCUCGAAUAAUUCUAGACGGGAUGUCGCGCGAAUGGGAUCUUCUAAGAAAUAA